This is a messenger RNA of Anastrepha ludens (Mexican fruit fly), 4853 nucleotides long. It is a transcript of the gene Gbs-70E, whose product is annotated as protein phosphatase 1 regulatory subunit 3C. Gene Ontology annotation, biological process: regulation of glycogen biosynthetic process. Gene Ontology annotation, molecular function: protein phosphatase 1 binding; glycogen binding. The transcript has 8 exons. Gene Ontology annotation, cellular component: protein phosphatase type 1 complex. Bases 712 to 1902 code for a protein of 396 amino acids. NCBI's taxonomy places the organism in Eukaryota, Metazoa, Arthropoda, Insecta, Diptera, Tephritidae. The record is from RefSeq and is a predicted model, not a curated record.
AAAUUAUUAUAUUUGUUGAAUAAUUGGAAAAACAUUAGUUGUGUAAAGAGUUGAGAGUUAUGGCGCCUAUAUCGAAAAUCACCACAUCGCACCAUCAGAUUUCUUUCAUUUUUAAAUUAUCAGGCCAUAAAAAUAACAAUAAAAAUCAAAAACUAUUCUUAAUAAAGCUUAAGCAGUCGGAAAGCAAAAGUAGAAUUUGCCAUUCACGCCAAUUACACAGCACAAGAAUCAGUUGCUUACACCAAACCUGGCCUGGUACGUUACGCCAAUUACACACUGAACGAGAUUCUCAUUCAUGCUAGCGAAUACAAGAGGAGUCUACGAAUUGUUUAAUUUUGUAGCUACGCUUAAUUAAGAGCAAAUAAAUAUCAAAGGCAUAACAAAAUAUUAUUUGCUUACAUUUAGUUAUUAUUUGUUGUUUUACGCCAUUUCACUGCAGCUAUUUUGUUCGUAACUGCGUUUCUCGUACACACAAAUUAUUUCUGAAGCGAUAACAGCUAUCUGUAAAUAGUCCAGGCAAUCCGCACUAUCACAACAGCUGACCAACCAACCGAUUGUGCGAGGAGAAAGCAACAAGGUUUAGCAUCUUCGUUGUCAAUCAAGGUUUGCCACCGCUAAUCAUAUCAGCAGACGGCCAAUAAUAAUCCACUGCAAACUAAAACAACAUCGGCCAUUAAAGCAACAACCAUAAUUAAAGUCGCAGCCAACAACAUGAUUUCACAUAGUCCACCCAUCUUCAGCCAUAGUCCGCCAGUUAGUUUCCUAUCGGACUACAUGAACAAUCAUCGUUACAAUGACGAAACAAACCGAGCGUCGCGCUAUUGUCGCCCCCAAGUGAUCACACUCGCAUCGAAGGCCAUGGCCAAUAGUGCGGCCGCUGUUUUCGCCAGCCAUCAACUGCACCAGCAGCACCAGCAACAGCAACAGCAAAUGCAGCGGGUGCCUAUCACCGUCACCGCUGGCUGUCUCAACGGCCAAGAGGGGCGUGCCCAUUGCGGUUUACCGCGCACACUCUCCGCACCAGUCAUCCAAAUGCAGCCGAAGUCUUGCCUCAGUCGCAAAUUCUGUCUGCACCGUUCAGCAAUGGCGAACAAUAGCAACGACAGUCGCAACAGUGACGCGGCGGGCACGGAAACGGAGUGUGUGAGCUGUAAAUGCAGCGAACAAAGCCGCUGCCGCAAGCGAGUUAUCUUCGCGGACGAUGAGGGUCAACCGCUAACCGAGGUGCGCGUCAUGUCAGAACCGUCGAAUGUGCCCCCAUUGUGGAGCACGAAAUUCUUGGAACAAAUUACACAGGGCCUAGUUAGUCCACAUCCGGCCGAUCAAUGGACCGUCGACUUCAAGCAACCAGCUUCAGAUUAUUUAUCAUUCAGGCAGAAGAUCGACCGUGACUUUGUCUCACUUGAAAAUGUGAUUGUCAAGGAUGAGGAAUCCAUUGUGGUGGGAACAGUAAAAGUGAAAAAUAUUUCUUUUGAGAAAGAAGUGAUCGUGCGCGUCACAUGGGAUGACUGGAAGAGUCAACAGGACAUAUUCUGCACAUUUGCACGGGCAUAUGGACCGGCAACCUUUGCUCACGUCGUAUUCGAUACGUUCUCCUUCAAAAUCACAUUGCCACCAUCCUCGAAACGCUUAGAAUUCUGUAUUUGCUAUCGUGCCAAAUGUCAGGAAUACUGGGACAAUAGAGAGGGCAAGAACUAUACCAUAACGAAGCGUUCACCCUUCUACUACAAUGCUCUCUCGCCCUAUGACAAGAAUACCUCUCGCAACACUUGCCGUGGUCAUGUGACAUCAGCACUUUCAGAAGCUUUGGCCAAUUCCAAAGGAAAUCAAGCCCAAAACAAUUGGAGUCAGGAGUCGGGACCCUACUGGCAACAAAAACGGGUCGAGGAGAAAUAUUGGUGAAGAAAUAUGUUAAUAGGACGCGAACCCAAACGCGUUAGCGGCCUGGGUUGCGCGUCGGCGCGCAAUCAACCCUACAAGCAAGAAUAUUACAAAAUGCCAAUAUAGAACAAGUAAAUCAGUCGUAUCGAACAAUUACAACAAGAACAAAAGAACAGAAAACAAUAACAAAAAAAUUGAAAACUCUAACAAAUGAAAGAAACCCCAGAAGGACAAGACCAUUAUUAAGGUAUGCUGACGCAGAAGUAUGCCAAGAAAGCAACAUUUUAUUUAUGGUACCCAGUGCUAUGCAUAUCAGGCUAAAAACCCAAUACACCAAUCAUUUAAGAACAAUUUGUUAAAUAGGAAACAAAAACAACAUCUAUCAAACAACCAAAAAGUGGUAGAAAAAGCCGGACGAAAAAAUAAUGGUUCUUAAAUAGGAAAAUCGCAGCUUUGGGCCGCCAGAAUUUAGCCAGCACAUAUAAUAUUUAUGAAAACUGCGAAGUGAAGAGCGAAGAAACCUACAUAUAUGAGAACACUUUGCAAAAGCUUUAACUUAGAAAACUGAUUUGGUGGCCCCUGCAAACGUUUAAAUCUUGUAGGCAUUGAUAUUAGAGACAUUUAGCUUUUAGAAUGAGCAGUGAUAUUAUCUCGUUGACUGAGUAUACAAUACAUACAAGCGAUAGAUGGGGAAUGAAUACUGAAGAAAAUAGAUGACCGAUAAGCUGAGUAGAGCAUGGAGAAAUCUCCGAAGAGACAGUUAACCAAUUGAAGGAGGCGAAUGUCGCCGAAAGCUAAGCGUUUUACACAUAUUUUAGAAUUUAUAUUAGAAAGCACGAAUAAGCUUCGCUUUGGUGCUAGCGAAACACACUAGUUGGCCAGCGAUAAUACGUAACUUAAAUGAAUUUGAGCAGGUUUCAAUUCAUGGCCAACCAGUAAACGCUCAAAGCGGCAGUGCGCACUUCUAGACGCGCCUCUCCGCGAGGCAUGAAAGGAAUGAAAGUGUACAUAUAUGCCAAUUAAAGCAACAUCAGAUGUUUAUGCGCUGAAAUUCAGCAUAAUUUGGAAAUCGUAUAUUAGCACUGUGUUUCAGAAACCAACUGCUGAUUUCUCAAAGACAGUCGAUUACGUAAAACAUAGACUUCCUACACAAAUACUAAAACAAACAAAAAUCCACUGCAGUGGAAGCUUAUCAAAGGCGUCUAAAUGCAUGUUAGCGCAUCAAAAAGCGGCCUAUGACGCAUGCGGCUCACGUAAGUAGAAUUCAUACUUUGAAAGCGUGUUACCAAAAUCAGCAGCCGAUCAGGUCGAACCACCUUCAGACCGUUUGCUACGACUAAAAUUUUUACUUGCCUAGAAGUUGGAAAUCAAGCAGAAAAUCAGAAAGUAAUAAAUACAAUAAGAGUGCGGUAAAAUGUAAACACUAUGAGACUAUUUAGAACUCGAACGCAAACUCUGCACAUAUGCGUGCAUACAUACAUACACACACACAUGCUCAUAUAUACAUACAUAUGCUAAAGCCGUUGAAAAGACUGUGUUCUUUAUGCUACGUGAACAGACAAAGUAAAAGUGAAAGGUGGGGCCACAGCAGAGUUUAGCGUUGGAUUAGAGUGAAGGAAGUUAGUACAAUCUUACAGGAACUACUUGAAACUAUAAAGCAAAAAACUAUGCAACUAAAAAUGUGAGAAGAUUCUUAAAUCAAAAACAACGCACAUAGAACAUACAAAAUAUCUACGUAAAUAUAUAUAUAACUAAAUUCAUAAUGGAAAAUGUUUAUAACUUUUUAUAUAUUAUAUUUUACUGUAAUUAAAAAAUUAAAAAGAAGAACUUACUCUAGAUUUAUAAACUAGUUUUAAGCUGCAAAUGUUGGGAGAUAAGUCCGUGGAGUUUGUGUGAUUUUUAAAUGAUUUUUUGUGGGUUUUAAUUUGUAAGUCUUUUGACUAUUUUAUGCAUACAAUUUUUUAAUACUAGUUUUUAUAUUUUGUUUUCAUGUUUCGUAGAGACAACAGUUGAAAACAUGUUUUUUGUUUGAAUUGUUUGGAUUGGCGAGAGAGUAAUUUUUAAUUUGAAAAAACUCAUUUUGUAUGCAAUAAAUUAUGUAGAUGGCAAUUAUGUAUUUGCGCCAAAUUAAACCGAAAUUAAUUUCUUCCCAAUCCAACAUGUCUUGCAAUGCCAAGCCACAUCCAUUUAAUUUUUUAUGACUCGUUUUUUUUUUAUUUUUAAUUGCUUUGCGAAGCAGUUAGUGUGUGAGAAGACUGUAGUACUUCGUGACAAAAAAUAUGUUUUCGAAAUCUUUUUAUUUGUGAUUUAUUUUUACACUCGACUUAAGCACCUAUGGUGGCGCCGCAAGGCUGUCUCAAUGGGAUAUUUUAUGUGUGCGAUUCUGUUUUUUAUAUAAACUGGCAAUAUUACCUGCACACAUACAUGUAUACUAUUUUUACACAUAUAACUAUUAUGAUAACUGUUUACUAUCGGAUUGACAUUUAUAUAUCGUAUGCCUUUAUUUUCUAAGCGAAAAUUGUGCAAAAACAUUUUUGUAAAAGAUUUAUUGAAUAAGUUUGUCAGAUAUACAUACACAUAAACUGAGAAGGAUAUUUUUGUAAAUACUAAUUUUAGAACCUAAUUAUAACUGUAUGUACAUGUAAACGUUGAUUGAAAGAGCGAGUAAAAAUGUCGAAUAUGUUGCCAUAAAAAAAUAAUUUUAUUUUGUUAGAAUUUAAAAUGCAAUAAAACGCCAGUAAACAAUUUAUAGAAAAAAAUAAAGAUAUAUUCAAAAUUUUAUAAAACAAAACAUGGUGUCCAUUGUAUGUUAUAAGUUGGAUAGUAAAUUCCUUUCUCUAUGUUUUAGCAAAGUCUGUUGCACGCAUAUUUUAUCAUACAUUAGAUUUUAUUAUUAUUUCGUUUAUAUCUGAAACUGUAAGACUGAAAUGGUUGUUAAGAAAAUAACAAAAAACUUUAGUAAAACAAAAUUA